AUGACGUUUAACAUUGAUAGAUUUAUAAGAACCUUAGCGUGGUUCCUUGUAACGCAGGUCACCAUGGUCUCCCAGGCCGGGAGGUCACAUUUCGUCACAACGGAGCUGAACAUACGUAAUGAAAUGCAAGGCUUGAAACGUCCAGAGAGAGUUUACCACUGCCAAGCUAUAAAUAAUGGCCUUGAAUACGGUUGGAGACGAGCCAAAAAGCCACCUUUGGGCCAUACCUUCCAUGUACUCUUGGAAGGUGGCCAAAAACUGGAGGAGGAGAUUCACCGCUGCCAUUUCCGAUCGGUGCUCGGUAAAGCAGACGUCGAUAUUCACAUGACCGCGAUUGAUGCUGAGAUUUGUAAUUAUAAAAGGGCAUGUGCCGUUCAUGUGGUUACACCGGAAGGGAUAAUGUUUCAUGGUAAAGAAUGGGAUUUCAAAGAGAGGUAUCCACGGCUGAUACCACGGACAUAUCUUGAAGCUAAGUGGAAACCUUGGCCACGACGCAGCAGCCACGACCGUGAGGAUCCGAGAAGCCAACGUCGCUUUGGAGGUUCACAAUGA
Molecule: messenger RNA, 552 nt
Organism: Brassica napus (rape)
Lineage: Eukaryota; Viridiplantae; Streptophyta; Magnoliopsida; Brassicales; Brassicaceae
Exons: 1
Coding region: 1-552 (183 amino acids)
Source: RefSeq, a predicted model, not a curated record